AAAAAUGAUGGGAGUCAAUUUAAACGACGCGCGCGCACACCGACACCUGAAUUCUAUAUCGUAAAGUUACUUCUAGGUGGCAUGAAAGAAAAAAGUAACAGUGUGAAGUUGGUCCUAAAAUUUUCCGACGUUUGCGUCAUUCGUUUUUUUUUUCUUCGGCCAUUAUGAGGAUAGGCAAAGUGUUCAAGACCAUACAGCCGUAUUCAUUAUUUAAUAAUUAAUUGCCAAAGCCAUGUUUGCAAGAUUUUUACAAAACUCUCUUUCUAAAACCGUAGAAUAGCACGAGGAGGAUAGGCCAAAGAAGUAUAACUUCUUGCGUGCAUACAUAAGUACACACACACUUUUUAUUUUUAUUUACCACACAUAGCAACUAUCACUACGACAGACCUAAUGCGACAGUUACAAACAAACAAGAAUAAUAUAUGUUAUAAAUAUUUAAUUGUUACCUAGAUUUCUAAGUCAAGUCGCUUCAAAAGUAGCAACAUCCCAUAUUAAAAUAGCCACGAAAAACACUGUUGAUUGCAAACCAAGCAAAAUCCACGUUUGUCAAAUGCAUACAUAGCAAUAUCCUAAUUGGCCAAUCACAGCCCCUCAUGUAUCACGAAUUAGUAUGGCGUCUAUUGUUUUGGAAGCUAGAGACCUCUCCGUGUUAUCUUGUAUUUUUUUAAGUUCUGGUGGAAAAUUCGUGGAAAACUUUAAUCAUGGAUUGUUCUCCUGUAGCUGUAGAUAAUCGUAUAGCUCGAAAACGUAUUGCACAUCCCGAAAAUUGGAAAAGGAAUGUGGCCAAAGUUGAAAGGUAUUCACCGAAAACAUUUGCUGUCAGACCGUUAUGUAAUCAUAAUAAAAAAUUUGAGUGCAAAAAUCUAAAAAUGUCCGAUGUUAAAUCAUUUUUUGAAGGAUUUUAUAAAUUUAAGGAUAAAACUAAUCAAGAUGCUUUCAUAUUGAAACACUGCUCAGUAAAGUCGAUUCAACGUCAUCGUCCAAAAAAUAACAAGCACAAGCCAAAAUCUUUUCAAAUUAGCUACUUCAUGUACAGCCUCUCUUCAAAGAAGCGAGUGCCUGUUUGUCAAACAUUUUUUUUGAAAGUGCUACAAAUUACUAAGUACCGGGUCCAAACGGUAAUGAAAGAAUAUUUUGAAAAUGGAGUUUUACUCACUGAAAAAAGGGGUGAAGAUCGCGUUUCCCAGAAAAAUGCUCGAAAGAAACUUGCAGUUAUGGGUUUUAUUGAAAAUUUGCAUUGUGAUGAGCCCCAUUACUGCCGUGGGAACACCAAAAGGUACUACUUAUCGUCAGAAUUGAGUAUCAACAAAUUAUGGCGACUGUACAAUACUCAGGCUGAAAGUGAGUUAAAAGUUAAGUCGUCAUAUUUUCGAACAGUUUUUACGAGGAAUUACAAUUUGGGGUUCGGAACGCCUCGAACUGAUGUUUGUUCAUUUUGCCUUCAGUUUGGUGAGAAAAUCAAAACGGAGACGGAUGUUAGUAUCCGCAAUGAUUUAAUUAUAAAACAAAGACUGCAUAAACUAAAAGCUAAAGCGUUUUUUGAUUUAGUUAAGGAACAGAAACCGGAAUUACUUAUACUAUCAUACGACUGUCAGAAAAAUUUAUGUUUGCCCAAAACCCCAGACCAAUCAGCGUAUUACUCCCGACAGAUAAACUUGUUUAAUUUCACUAUUGUGCAGGGUUCGUCAAAAAGUAAAUUAGAACCUUCAAAUGUAUUUGCAUAAGAAUUUUCUGCCCAGCAAUAUGGGCAGAAAAUUCUUUCCCUAAAGCGUCAAAUCAAAUUGCAUCAGCUAUUUAUCAUAGAUUACAAAAUACUGAUUUAAUUGGUAUCAAGACAGUUCGCUUGAUAGCCGAUGGUUGCGCUGGACAGAACAAAAAUACAACAGUUGUGGGAAUGUGUGCGAAGUGGCUUUCUGAAGCCCCCUCCCAUAUAAAAAGUGUGGAGCUUAUAUUUCCAGUAGUGGGUCACUCAUUUAUACCCCCUGACAGGGUUUGCAAGGAUUGAAAAAGAAAUUAGAAAAAGGGAGAUAAUCGCUAAUCCAGAAGAAUAUCACGAAAUAAUUAAAGAAUGCGCAACACUUAUAACUUUAGGAAAUCACUGUAAAGUAUUUGAUUGGAAAGAUGCAGCUGCGGAUGUUUUUAAGCCUGUAGGCAAAUGGCAUUUCAAAUUUAAAAGCUGCAAACGUUAUGUACUAAAAUGUUCAAAGAAGGAAGGAAAUAUUUUGAUUAAAGGAUACGUACAUUACAAACAUGACGAUAGUACUUUCAAAAAUGUAAACCUGCCAGGUGUGCUUACAUCUAGUCUCAAUCCGAGGGAAAUUUUUGCAACCAAUAGUGUCAGCGUAGCAAAAGCAACAGAUGUCCGCAAAUUAUUAACUAAUCACUAUGGCAACAAUUGGGAAUCUAUUGAGCGCUUGAGUUUUUAUGUUAAUUUGGUGUCUCAUAAUCAGUCAAGUGAAGAAAGUGACACCCAAGGAGGCACCCACAAUAUGUCUGACAUGAUUUGUGAACCGCAAGAAUCAUUCACAGAUUUGUAUGUUUAAUAAUUAUUAUGUAUAGGUACAAUUCCAUAAAUCUUGUGGCUAAAGUUACCUUAAUUUGAUUAAAUACAAAUAGUAUUCUGAUUUAUUAUUUUUAUUUAUUUGAAACAUUUUUUUCAACUUCUUUCAACUAGGCAUGAAAAAUGUUAGUUGGUAAACUACUUCAUGCAAACAUGGUAAGUACAGGAUUCCGCAAAAAGUAUCAAAAAUGUUUGUUCCUCAAUAUCUGUAUUCAAUAUGGCGUCAUAAUUUAGAAGUUAGGAACAAACACAGCAACAUCAGUUGAAGUGAGAUUCAAAUACAGCAAUUAUCAAAUGUCAAAUUCAAAUACAGCAAAAUCCAUUUAUGUUUUGCUUUUUUUUAAUUAAUCGUUUUAAUUAUUUGUUGUUUUGAAUUGUAUUAACAAAAUAUUAACAUCUAUUAAUCAUAAUAUAAAUUUGUUUCCAUGAAAAUGCAACUGUACGUGUCUGAAUAAAGUUUUUUUCGUUUUACCAGUAACUGUCAAAAAAGGAUAUUGCUUGUUUUGCUUUUAUAUGAUUCAAUUAACAGAUACAUACUUUUUUUUCUUAUCUGAAAGCUCAUAGACAAAAUAUGUUAUUUUCGUUUGCCCAUGUUUGUCCCACCUAUUCUAGGACAUCCAGAAUAUAACAAAUAUUCUUAAAAAUUGAAAGAUAAAAAGAUUUAAUUUAUAUUAUUAAAUAUAUCCGGUCCGAUACACGGAUACUCGAGUAGCACACAACUCUGGGGUUGUGCUCCUUCUCGCGCAACAAAUUCACCACAAACGUUGCUAGAAAAAAGUCUCUACGGAUGCUCAACUCAUUAUACCCUACUAUACCCAGCACGGACAGUGUCGGGUACAUAAGUGGGUUAAAUGGGUAUACUCCUUGAAGUAUAGGUGUCUAAUUGGCAUUUUGUGGUAGGAAAAAAUCUUAUGGGUUCGCGUCACUGAUAUAAGGCACGCUAUAAAUUAAUAAUUAAAAAAUUGAAUAUAAAUGCUUAUAGCAGUAUAUCUGUAGCCAUAUAGCGGACGUAUUGUGCAGCAUUAGUGCUGUGUAUAUCCUAUAAGUGAAAUUGAAUGGAUUUAAUGAAAGAUUCAAUGUGUAUUGUAAAUUGUUGAAAUAGUGUUUUUGUUUGAUUAAUACAUUAAACUUUCACUUCCAUCGGCAGUUUCUACAAUUGUCAAUUUGUUUUUCUUAUGGAAGAGUUCUCAUUCGAGCAUACGGAUCACGUAAAAUAGUUUGAGAACACGUAAUCACGUGACCCAGCUGCCACGGGAAGAGAAUACCAGUCGCAGUAUAUUAUUAUACCAUCGUUAAAGCAAAUUAUGUUUCAGCAGCGUGUGCAACGCGAAUUCGUCACUGCAGCAGCUGCUGCUGGUGCUGCCCGCGCUGCGCGGGGCCGAUGUGGCCGUGCGGCGGUUCUGG
Molecule: messenger RNA, 3964 nt
Organism: Leptidea sinapis
Lineage: Eukaryota; Metazoa; Arthropoda; Insecta; Lepidoptera; Pieridae
Exons: 2
Coding region: 702-1724 (340 amino acids)
Source: RefSeq, a predicted model, not a curated record